This is a messenger RNA of Hevea brasiliensis (rubber tree), 1887 nucleotides long. RefSeq names its product trigger factor-like protein TIG, Chloroplastic. Bases 49 to 1683 code for a protein of 544 amino acids. Gene Ontology annotation, biological process: 'de novo' cotranslational protein folding; protein unfolding; protein transport. The record is from RefSeq and is a predicted model, not a curated record. The transcript has 13 exons. Lineage: Eukaryota; Viridiplantae; Streptophyta; Magnoliopsida; Malpighiales; Euphorbiaceae. Gene Ontology annotation, molecular function: peptidyl-prolyl cis-trans isomerase activity; ribosome binding; protein folding chaperone.
UAUAUCUAUCUCCGUUGUUUUAACAGCUAAGUUCAGAGACUAACAGCCAUGGAGCUUUGUAUCAGGUCCAGAGCGCUUCUAAAUUGGAGCCAACAGGCUCCACAAUUUCUGGGCAAAAGCUCUCUUUCCGCUACCCUCAAAACGCAGUUUCUCCAAUUCAACAACAAGAAGAAGAAUUACUUUAAUUUUCGCAAACUGCCAUCAUUUUCCCGCCAAGCCCAUUGUCCAGCAAUCCCUAAGUGUUCUCGUAAAUCCACAGCGUCAGCUGCUUCCUCUUCUUCUUCCGUGGCUGUUGGACCUGAGAAAGACCGGCUUCCAGCAGACAUUAAUGUCACGGAGACUGUAGAGCCCAAUUCUAGGUUGAGGUUGAGCGUAGAAGUCCCACCGGCUGUAUGCGACGAUUGUUAUAAAAGGGUCAUGAACGAGUUCAUGAAGCAAGCUAAGGUCCCUGGUUUUCGUCCUGGAAAGAAUGUUCCAGAGAGCAUUCUUUUAAGUUAUGUUGGCAAGCAGAAUGUUCUGAAGGCAACAGUCGAAUCUGUUUUGAAGAGGACCCUUCCACAUGCCAUGUCUUCGGUGACUGGAAGGGCUUUGAGGGAUUCAGUCCGAAUUGCAACCAAAUUCUCUGAUAUGGAGAAGGAUUAUUCUUCUCACAACUCUCUCAGAUAUGAUGUUAUUGUUGAUGUGGCGCCUGAAGUCAAAUGGAUCCCUGAUAAUGGAUACAAAAAUUUGAAGAUUAUUGUUGAAUUAGACAGUGACAUAAAUGCAAAGGGAGCUUCUGAAAAAGAAUUAAGACGUCGUCAAAAGUCCCUGGGUACACUGAGAAUUGUAACUGACAGAGGACUACAGAUUGGCGAUGUUGUAGUGCUUGACAUUUCAGCAACAAAAAUUGAUAAGGAUAAAUCAAAUGUUCAAAAUAUUCCGGAUGCAGAGAGUAAAGGUUUUCAUUUUGAUACAGAGGAUGGUGAUAAAGUACUUCCUGGUUUCCUUAAUUCAAUAAUUGGAAUCCAACAAGGAGAAAAAAAAUCCUUCCCUCUUGUGUUUCCUGAAUCAUGGAGCCAAGCAAGUCUUCGUGGUGUUCAUGCUCAAUUUACUGUUGAAUACAAAGAGUUGUUCUAUAGAGAUAUGCCAGAGUUGGACGACUCCCUUGCUGACAAACUCCUUCCUGGAUGCACUACAUUGCAGCAAGUCAAGGAUUCAUUGUUUCAGAAAUGCCUAGAAGUGGAGCAAAUGGCAAAAGACCAAGCAACUGACAAUGCAAUUCUCGACCAGCUUACCAAGAUGGUGGAGGUUGAUAUUCCCCAAUCCCUGUUUGAGGAACAAGGUAGACAGCUGUAUGGAGCAAAACUUCUUGAAAUCCAGGCAAAUAUGAAACUGAAUGAGCAGCAGUUGGCUUCUCUAUCUAGUCCAAAGGCAGUUAAUGAGUACCUAGAAAACCAAAAGGAGAACAUAACGAAGAUGAUAAAACAGAAUCUGGCUGUUGGAGAUAUAUUUAAACGAGAAAAUUUGCAGUUUUCAACAGAGGAGCUUGUCAAAGAAGUCGAGAACUCAAUUACUGAAUUCAAACGACACAAACAAGAAUAUGAUGAGGAGAGAGUUAGGGAUCAGGUACAAGAGGUAUUAGAGGGAGCAAAAGUGCUUGAAUGGCUGAGAGAGCAUGCAGAGAUUCAGUACAUAACCAGAUGAGAGAGAGAGAGAGAGAGAGAGAGAGAGAGAGAGAGGGAGUUCUACACACUGGGGAAGUGUUGAGUAGAAAUUGCAAUAUAGAGGUGCUGGUGCUUCACAAAAUUUUGAUUCUUCUGUAAUGAAUAUGGAAUGAAAUAUGACUCCAGUGUAGCACUGUUAAGAAAUGAAUGUAGGAUACGCAGUUCCAAACUUUCAUACGGAAAA